Messenger RNA from Vicia villosa (hairy vetch), 1334 nucleotides. RefSeq lists its product as uncharacterized. The record is from RefSeq and is a predicted model, not a curated record. The coding region runs from base 107 to 1258 and encodes 383 amino acids. The transcript has 5 exons. NCBI's taxonomy places the organism in Eukaryota, Viridiplantae, Streptophyta, Magnoliopsida, Fabales, Fabaceae.
CGCGAAAAUUUCAAAAUUUCAACGAAGUUGAUGAAAAGCUCCAAUGGAAAAUUGGUUUUAACCCUAUACCCCUCAUAUCCCUUUCUUCCAGCUUCCAACUUUGUCAAUGUCGUCGCUUUCGUGCCCUUCUGAGCCUCCUGAUGUUGGAAAUUGGUUCUCAAGCUAUGAAUACCAGUCUCCCAAUCUCGAUUCCAAUUUCACUCUUCAAGAUUCGUCUUUUGGAAAACGCAAAUCUCCGCAUAUUGAUGAAGAACAUGAAGAGGUUGUUAGAGAGAAGCUAGUACAUUGUAAUGAAACUUGUGUUAAAGAUGAUAAUCAUAGCGAAGAUCCGUGUUUGACCAAGAAUAUGGAUUCUUAUAGCUCAUCCUCACUCUUCUCUGAGCCUCCAAAUAUCAGAAACUGGUUCUCAAGCUACAAUUAUGAGUCUCCGGCGUUUGAUACAUGUAGUCUUUUAAAUGACGAAGUUUCUGAUGGAAAUAAGUGUGUGGAGGAGAGGUUUGAUAUUAAAGUCAUAAAUAAGGAUGAAACCAAGUCUGAGAUUGUGCAGCCGGAAGUUUGUGUUGGACACAAUGGCUCUUUUGAUAAAAACAGGAAGGGUGAUGGUAGCGCCGGAAUGAAGAAAAAUAUAACUAAUGCCAGUACUUCCCAUACGGAAACACUUUUGCAGCCAUGUAUGCAAGAUAAGGCAGUGCAACAUAGUCUUGGUUCAACCAAGUAUAAUGAGAUGGUGAACCGGAAUCAUGGAGGUCCGGGUCUUAAUGGAAUAGCCCAUUUAAUGUCACUGGACACUCAUGCAAGUGCGAUAAGACCUCUAAAUCCGGUACAAAAGCAUAGUAUGGAAGAAGCAAAAUUAAAAGUUGAAGUCCAAGCUAAGAAACUUGACAUUAACACAAGUUUAUCUAAAAGCUUCUCGGAAGGAAGCUCAGCUUGUACAGGAAAUAAAGAAAAUGACGGUUUUGUUACAACCAGGAAGAAAAGUAGCGCCAGAGCAAAUGAUGAAAAUUCUUGGAAGAAACCAGAAAAGACAUUAUUGCAGUGUUCAACAAGUACAGGAACAGUUCCACUGGGAUGUGAAAAGCGCAAUGUUGCAAAGAGAAAGGCGUUGACAGAAGCAACAAAUCUUCAACAGUCCAAUGCUUUUGAGAUUACAGGGAAAUGGCAAUGCCCACAGAAACGUAAACCGGAUAAAGGGCCUGCUUUGAAGCAACUUAGGCUUGAGCGAUGGGUUCACAAGGUUGAAAAGGUCUCCCCUCAAUGACAAAGUUGGCUCAUUUCCCAAAUGCUGUAGCAUUUUGGUUGUCUAUGAAAGCAGUAAGUUCUAUAUAACAUUAGGG